UUAUACAUCCAUUCUCCACACAUAAUCGUUUCAAAUUAACAUUAUUCUUGUGGUUAACUAUUCAUUGUAGUCCUGAUGUUCUAAAAAUAUAUUUUAUUUAACAUUUGACACCUAGUCGAUAUUUUAACGGAGAAUGUUCCUUGCAGUCGUUUGUCGGCGGCGCGAAUAUCAGACGGAAAUUUUAUGAUGCAAAAUGAGACUGACAACUUGUAGUUURUCGUCUUUAAAUCCCGGAAAAGUACCAUUUCGCAUUUUGUUUUUCGGGACAGAUCACUUUGCCGUUACUCCGCUGCGAAAGCUUGUUGAAAAUUCCAGAACCACUGACAACAACAGAAUAAUAGAAAGUGUGGAUGUAGUAUGCCCUCCUGAGAGGCGAAGAGUUAUCAAUAAAAACUUUUUCGAUGAUUAUCAGCAUAUUAUAACUGUAAGAGAAUUUGCACAUGAUGAACAGCUACCAAUCCACUACUGGUAUGGAAAAAAAGGCAGGAAUGAUGAUAACAGUUUCAGUUUAAACAGUCAAUAUGAUGUUGGUGUUGUAGCAUCCUUUGGACAUUUGAUAACUAACAAUGUUCUUGAUUUAUGCUUACGUGGUUCUUUGAAUAUUCAUCCAUCACUUCUGCCUCAAUGGAGAGGAGCAGCACCCAUGUCRUAUGCAAUUCUACAAGGAGCUCAAGAAACAGGAGUUUCCAUAACUGAAGUGUCACGAAAUAAAUUUGAUCUUGGAAAAAUUCAUUUACAGAAGACAUUUAAGAUCCCUAAAGAUAUAAUGUUUGACGAUUUAUCAACAAGACUAGCAACCUUAGGUACAGAAAUGUUAUUUGAAUGUUUAUCAAAUUUGGAUGAAUCAAUAGAGCAAGCCUAUAAACAGUCUACUGACAACUCUUCAAAUGCACCAAAGAUUGUGAAAAAAAUGGGAUAUAUCAAAUGGAACGAACAUACAUGGUYGGACAUCUGGAGAAARUGGAGAGCAUUUUCAACUAGAGUCGGCCUUCAUGCACUAUGGAGAGGAAAGAAAGUCCGUCUGGUAACCAUGACAGCAGAUAAAAUUAAUGAUCCAACAGAAGACGAUUUGAACGCACCUCCAGGGCAGCCAAAGUAUGACAAGGAACGAUCKCUCCUUUUCAUCAAGUGCAAGGAUGACUGGGUUGCAUUUAAACAGCUUCAAGUAGAAUGUAAAUCGAUUAUCACCGCUAGAGACUUUUCUAAUUCAUAUUUAAAAUCACAAAAACACUCGGACAGCACUKUAUUUGAAAUCAUUAACGAAUAGUGUUCAAGUCAUGAGUGGGUGUGGCAACACGCGAUAAUGAAGUAACCACCAACGUGGACAUAUAUCAUGAACAUUGUAUAUAUWUUUUUUAUAUAUAGUUAAAUGUUUCUUGAAAAUUUAAGCAUUGGUGAAAUAAUGAGGUAAAGAAUUUUUUAAAUGUUAAUGUAUAGUAUUAUACAUAGUAAAAAUAUCUAGUCUCCGUAUUAAAUUCAAUCUAGGCGGUCGUAUAACGACGGAAAUAAAUCAGUAGCUGUUGGGU
Exaiptasia diaphana is the source of this 1526-nucleotide messenger RNA. RefSeq names its product methionyl-tRNA formyltransferase, mitochondrial. Gene Ontology annotation, biological process: biosynthetic process; conversion of methionyl-tRNA to N-formyl-methionyl-tRNA. Bases 194 to 1267 code for a protein of 357 amino acids. NCBI's taxonomy places the organism in Eukaryota, Metazoa, Cnidaria, Anthozoa, Actiniaria, Aiptasiidae. The record is from RefSeq and is a predicted model, not a curated record. The transcript is spliced from 12 exons. Gene Ontology annotation, cellular component: mitochondrion. Gene Ontology annotation, molecular function: methionyl-tRNA formyltransferase activity.